GAUGGCUGACAGCAUCCCGUUAAAUCCGUUACGGAAGAACUCGAGGAGGAUCCCGUAUUACAACUCAGCCAGAAUUUCAAGAGAGGACAAGCCCUUAGAUUCAGAUAUGGAAAUGAAGGAAACUUGUCGCAUUAUCAGAUACUCCCUGGAAGAUGAGCCCUCUAACCUGGACGAGAUGCCUCUGAUGAUGUCGGAGGAAGGCUUUGAGAAUGACGAGAGCGACUACCAGACCCUGCCCCGGGCCCGAGUCAGCCACAGACAGAGGGGCCUUGGCUGGUUCUUGCUGGGGGGGUGGAAGGUCCUCUGUGGCAGCUGUUGCGACUGCCUGGCCCGUGUAUGUCGGAGGAGAAAGGAGCUGAAGGCCAGGACCGUUUGGCUCGGCUGCCCGGAGAAAUGUGAAGAGAAGUACCCCAAAAACGGCAUCAAAAACCAGAAAUACAACAUCUUCACCUUCGUGCCUGGGGUUCUCUACCAGCAGUUCAAGUUCUUCCUCAAUCUCUACUUCCUGGUGGUAGCCUGCUCCCAGUUUGUGCCAUCCCUGAAAAUUGGAUACCUCUACACGUACUGGGCACCGCUGGGUUUUGUGUUAACCGUGACGAUGGUGCGCGAGGCUGUGGACGAAAUGCGGCGCUACCGACGGGACAAAGAGAUGAACUCUCAACUGUAUACCAAGCUCACAGUGCGAGGUAAAAUUCCAGUUAAGAGCUCAGACAUACAAGUUGGGGACAUGAUCAUCGUUGAAAAGAACCAAAGGAUUCCUGCAGACAUGAUAUUCCUGAGAACAUCGGAGAAAAACGGGAUACAAACCGGAGGAACCAGCCAGGGUUGCCUCAACAAAGAGAGUGUGAAGAAUUUGUUAUACAUGACCUCUGCGCACCACCACCGCAGGCUAACAGACUGCCAGCAGCACAGCCCCGGCCUCCGGGGCCAUGAUUCAGGGCCGAGGCUGUGCCGCUGCAUUGCCGGGGCUUCGGUACUGGAGCGUUUAAUGUCGUCCAAAGCUAACAAAGAGCCUGUGUUGCUGCCUGACGCCUUGGUUCUGGGAGACUGGAAGAGGGUGUCUGAUGUAGGAUCGGAGAAGCUCUUUUCCCCCACCACACCCAAAGAGCAGGGAGAGAGGUGUCAAGUUGUGGAUGCAGGGAGGGAGGAGAGGCGUGAUCAGCGACUAGUGACAGAGAGCAGCAUGCAGACCCCGUCCCCCCAGGGCAGGAAGCAGGGAGAGGGCCAUUAA
Molecule: messenger RNA, 1231 nt
Organism: Notothenia coriiceps (black rockcod)
Lineage: Eukaryota; Metazoa; Chordata; Actinopteri; Perciformes; Nototheniidae
Product: probable phospholipid-transporting ATPase IIB
Exons: 13
Coding region: 2-1231 (409 amino acids)
Biological process (GO): retrograde vesicle-mediated transport, Golgi to endoplasmic reticulum; endocytosis; phospholipid translocation
Cellular component (GO): plasma membrane; trans-Golgi network; endosome
Molecular function (GO): ATPase-coupled intramembrane lipid carrier activity
Source: RefSeq, a predicted model, not a curated record